Molecule: messenger RNA, 3635 nt
Organism: Tachyglossus aculeatus (Australian echidna)
Lineage: Eukaryota; Metazoa; Chordata; Mammalia; Monotremata; Tachyglossidae
Gene: LRP12
Product: LDL receptor related protein 12
Exons: 8
Coding region: 176-2638 (820 amino acids)
Cellular component (GO): plasma membrane
Molecular function (GO): low-density lipoprotein particle receptor activity; protein binding
Source: RefSeq, a predicted model, not a curated record
GGCUGUGGCUCGUCGGCGUGUGCGGAAAUGGUGCUCUUGCAGAACGUAUGGAAAAUGUGCAUAUUUCAGGAGUGUCAACUGUGCUCAUCUUGGCUCCUCUGCUAUUCGAUUUUUACUUCUUCAUUAUCAAAUAUGUUAUAACUACAGCAUCCAGAGUCUGAUCUACUUAUAUAACAUGUUUUCUGGAAACACAUGUGGAGAGACUCCAGAACAAAUUAGAGCCCCAAGUGGGAUAAUCACAAGCCCAGGCUGGCCUUUUGAAUAUCCUGCCAGAGUGAACUGCAGCUGGUACAUACGAGCCAACCCAGGAGAAAUCAUUACUAUCAGUUUUCAGGACUUUGAUAUUCAGGGAUCAAGACGAUGCAGCUCCGACUGGUUAACGAUCGGGACCUUUAAGAACAUUGAAGGCUACAGAGCUUGUGGUUCCACGAUUCCAUCACCAUAUAUUUCUUCACUGGACCACGUGUGGAUCAGAUUUCAUUCAGAUGAUAGCAUCUCCAGGAAGGGUUUCAGACUAACGUAUUUUUCAGGAAAAUCUGAUGAGCCAAACUGUGCAUGUGACCAGUUUCAUUGCGGCAACAGGAAGUGCAUUCCAGAGAUGUGGAAAUGUAACAACAUGGACGAGUGUGGAGACAAUUCCGACGAAGAGAUCUGUGCCAAAGAAGCCAACUCUCCGACGGCUUUCUCUUUCCAGCCGUGUGCUUACAACCAGUUCCAGUGUCUGUCUCGCUUCACCAAAGUUUACACUUGCCUUCCCGAGUCUUUAAAAUGCGAUGGAAACAUCGACUGCCUGGACCUGGGAGAUGAGAUCGACUGUGAUGUUCCAACUUGUGGGCAGUGGUUGAAAUAUUUCUAUGGUACUUUUAAUUCCCCCAAUUAUCCAGAUUUUUACCCUCCCGGAAGCAAUUGUACCUGGUUAAUAGACACCGGUGAUCAUCGCAAAGUGAUCUUGCGCUUCACUGACUUUAAACUGGACGGUACAGGCUACGGUGAUUAUGUCAAGAUAUAUGAUGGGUUAGAAGAGAACCCACACAAACUUUUGCGGGUGUUAACGGCUUUUGACUCUCAUGCCCCUCUCACAGUUGUUUCUUCGUCUGGACAGAUCAGGGUGCAUUUUUGUGCUGACAAAGUAAAUGCCGCACGGGGGUUUAAUGCCACCUAUCAAGUCGACGGCUUCUGCCUGCCCUGGGAAAUACCCUGUGGGGGUAACUGGGGUUGCUAUACCGAGCAGCAGCGCUGUGAUGGAUACUGGCAUUGCCCAAACGGACGGGACGAGAUCAACUGUACCAUGUGUCAAAAGGAGGAAUUUCCCUGCUCCAGGAACGGGGUCUGUUACCCUCGCUCGGACCGCUGCAACUACCAAAAUCACUGCCCCAAUGGCUCCGACGAAAAGAACUGCUUCUUUUGCCAGCCCGGAAACUUUCAUUGUAAAAACAACCGAUGUGUGUUUGAAAGCUGGGUCUGUGAUUCUCAGGAUGACUGUGGGGACGGCAGCGAUGAGGAGAAUUGCCCGGUAAUUGUGCCUACCAGAGUAAUAACUGCAGCUGUAAUAGGGAGUCUCAUCUGCGGCCUGCUCUUAGUCAUUGCCCUGGGAUGCACUUGUAAGCUCUAUUCCUUAAGAAUGUUUGAACGGAGAUCAUUUGAAACACAGCUGUCGAGAGUUGAAGCAGAGCUGUUGAGAAGGGAAGCGCCUCCAUCUUAUGGACAAUUGAUCGCUCAGGGUUUAAUCCCACCAGUUGAAGAUUUCCCUGUCUGUUCCCCUAACCAGGCUUCGGUUUUGGAAAACCUAAGAUUAGCGGUUCGCUCUCAGCUUGGAUUUACAUCAAUAAGGCUCCCUAUCGCCGGCAGGUCCAGCAACAUUUGGAAUCGGAUCUUCAAUUUUGCCCGGUCCCGGCAUUCGGGCUCCCUGGCUCUGGUCUCUGCCGAUGGAGAUGAUGUCGUCGCCAGCCAGAAUACCAGCAGGGAGCCAGAAAGGAGUAACUCCCACCGGAACCUAUUUUCCGUUGAGUCCGAUGACACGGACACCGAAAACGAGCGGAGAGACAUGGCCGGAGCGGUCGGUGGCAUCGCCGCUCCUUUGCCUCAGAAGGUCCCGCCCACGUCGGCAAUAGAAGCCACGGUCGUAGGGGCAUGUGGAAGUUCCUCGGUCCAGAGUACCCGCAGUGGGAUUACAGAAAACGGAAGGGAGGGGACAGGCGGAGACCCCCCGAGCGUGAGUCCUGCCCGGCAUCAACUCACCAGCGCGUUAAACCGGAUGACUCAAGGUCUGCGUUGGGUGCGCUUCACGUUAGGCAGGUCCAGCUCUGUCAGUCAGAACCAAAGUCCCUUGAGACAGCUGGAUACCGGGGUGAGUGGAAGAGAGGAGGAUGAUGAUGUCGAGAUGCUGAUUCCAGUUUCCGACGGAGCGUCGGACUUCGAUCCGACCGAGUGUUCCAGACCUCUUCUUGAUCUUGCCUCAGAUCAAGGACAAGGGCUCAGGCAGCCUUACAGUGCCACACAUCAGGGAGCGAGACCGUGUAAUCGCGAUGGCCCUUGCGAGCGCUGCGGUAUCGUCCACACUGCCCAGAUACCCGACACUUGCUUAGAAGCGGCGCUGAAAAACGAAACUAGUGAUGAUGAGGCUUUGUUACUUUGUUAGGUACGAGUUGAAAAAGGGAGAUUGUGUACAAGUUGGAGCAAUAUCCAGUCAUUGUUUUGUACUUUCCAGUUCAAAAAACAAGUUUGAGUUGAAAAAAGAGAAAACUUCCAGGGCAAAAAUCAGAUUACGCGUAAGCCUGCAUGGUUAAAUAAACACUUCCUGUUACUCUAUGGACUACUAGAGUGAACAUUUUAGCAGCUGAGAAUACAUUAUGCCUCCAGACCGUUAUGUAAAUCACGUUCAUCCCAUGUGUUUCUAAUUUGUUUAUCCUGGUACUGUAGUUCAUAGUAGAAACAUGGCUGCUGAAAACUUAUUUGACUGUCAGAUUAUUUAUCCUAUAUUAAAAGGAUUAUUUUUUUUCCUUUAAAGCGGAAUCUGUUGCAUUAAUGCCAACACAGAUCUUGUUACUUAGUAUACUAAAUGCUUUUAAAAGCUGUUAAUGUACAAACAAGCCUUCCCCCACCCCCGCUCCACGUUCUUGAUUUACAACAUUUAUCUAAAUAUUCUUGAAUUUCAUCAUAAUGUGAACUCAUCAAAGGGAGACAACUUUCACAAUCCUUUUUUUCCUGUCGCGCUCAAAGUGCAGUGAUGUAUGAAAUUUAGUCUAGUUAGAUAAAUCAAUGGCAGAAACAAAAGCCCUUUUCUAGAUUUUCUAUCAUUAACUUUAAUACACUGCUAUAGAAUAUGGUACAAACCAAAUGGUAUGUAAAAUCCCAAGUCAUUUUUUUUUCAUCUCUGUUUGGGGACAGAAUAAAAUGGCCGAAGAUAUUCUACUAUGCAUUAAUUCUUGAACUUUAUGAAACACGUACAACUAUUGUACGAGAUAAGUUCCAACUGGUAAUAUGUCUUUCCCUAAUGUAGGGUAUAUGCUUGCAUUGGACCCAGGGGAUUUGCACUAAAAUCAUAUUAAGGUCUCUAAUGAGCUUAGUGCACAAGCACUAUCACUUUAAGUACUAUUAUUCGCUUAUACUGCAAUGAUUAUGUAUAUGUGUGCACC